AUGGCGCGACACGUUACCACAAGCCACGUUAUUAAAGCAAGGUACCCACCGGCGAGCACCGUAUCGACCGGACGACAGACGCCGCCACGCCGGGAGCAUCGGAGCGCAAUCAUGUCAGGCGCGCAAGGAGCUCAGCCGAAGGGCGCCUUCACGGCGACCACCUACACGUCGGCGCCUGCGACCACGGGUGGCGGCGUUGCCCAGGGCCAGGAGAGACGGCAGACUCGGCGGACGGAGCUCCGAUCUGGCUUGGACGAGCGCGGGCUGCCUGUCAGGAACCUGGAGGACACGGUCGAGGAUGCCGCGGGCAAGGGCGGGCCGGUGUUCGGCGCCGGCACGGAGGACGGGAAGCAGGAUCUCGGCGUCACCGGCACCGGCUGA
Molecule: messenger RNA, 381 nt
Organism: Miscanthus lutarioriparius
Lineage: Eukaryota; Viridiplantae; Streptophyta; Magnoliopsida; Poales; Poaceae
Source: the annotation of a GenBank genome assembly